AUGGAUUCAGCAAUGAAACUAAUCUUCCUCUUCAUCACCCUAACCUUCACAGUUUCACUAGCCUUAGACAUGUCGAUAAUCUCCUACGACAAAACCCACCCUGACAAAUCAACCCAAAGAACCAACGAUGAAGUCUUGGCUAUGUACGAAGAGUGGUUAGUCAAACAUGGUAAAAACUACAACGCUUUAGGCGAGAAAGAAAAGCGGUUCGAGAUCUUUAAAGAUAAUCUUGGGUUCAUCGAUGAACAUAAUAGUAAGAAUUUGAGUUUUAGAUUGGGGUUGAACCGGUUCGCCGAUCUGACGAAUGAAGAGUAUAGAACCAGGUUUUUGGGAACCAGGAUCGAUCCGAACCGGAGAAGUCGUAAGGUGAACUCACAGACCAAUAGAUACGCGGCACGUGUCGGCGAUAAAUUGCCGGAAUCAGUUGAUUGGAGAAAAGAAGGUGCUGUUGUUGGAGUCAAAGAUCAAGGAAGCUGUGGGAGUUGUUGGGCAUUCUCAGCAAUAGCAGCUGUGGAAGGAGUGAAUAAGUUAGCGACAGGUGAUCUGAUUUCGCUAUCAGAACAAGAACUGGUGGACUGUGAUACAUCAUAUAACGAGGGAUGCAAUGGAGGACUUAUGGACUAUGCCUUUGAGUUCAUCAUCAAUAAUGGUGGCAUUGAUUCUGAAGAGGAUUACCCCUACAGUGCUGUUGAUGGUAGAUGUGAUCAGAACAGGAAAAAUGCUAAAGUUGUUUCAAUUGAUGACUAUGAGGAUGUUCCGGCUUAUGAUGAAGGUGCUUUGAAAAAGGCUGUUGCAAAUCAGGUUAUUGCCGUUGCUGUUGAAGGAGGUGGUAGGGAAUUCCAGUUAUAUGAAUCUGGUGUGUUUACAGGAAGAUGUGGAACAGCGCUAGACCAUGGUGUUGCAGCUGUUGGAUAUGGAACAGACAACGGUAAAGAUUAUUGGAUUGUUAGGAAUUCAUGGGGUGCUAGCUGGGGAGAAGCCGGAUACAUCAGACUUGAACGUAAUCUUGCUUCAAGCAAAUCAGGCAAGUGUGGAAUUGCAAUCGAGCCAUCUUAUCCAAUCAAGAAUGGUGUGAAUCCCCCUAAGCCUGGUCCAUCACCACCUUCACCAGUGACGCCACCAUCUGUUUGUGAUAGUUACUACAGCUGUACUCCAGGAUCAACCUGUUGCUGUAUUUUUGACUAUGGGGGAUCUUGCUUUGAGUGGGGAUGUUGCCCUCUUGAGUCUGCUACUUGCUGUGACGAUCAUUACAGUUGCUGCCCUCAUGAGUAUCCUGUCUGUGACACUAAUGCAGGACUUUGUCUUAAGAGCAAGAACAACCCAUUAGGAGUGAAGUCAUUCAAACGAACUCCUGCAAAGCCACACUUUGCCCUUGGAGGUAAGAACAAGAUGGGCAGUGUUUAA
Messenger RNA from Lathyrus sativus (Indian pea), 1404 nucleotides. The record is from the annotation of a GenBank genome assembly. Lineage: Eukaryota; Viridiplantae; Streptophyta; Magnoliopsida; Fabales; Fabaceae.